CGGGUUGGAGGCGGCUCCCUGUACGGAGCGCCCGCGGAAGCGACUGGCACAGGCUCAGGGGCCGCCGCCGCCAUCUGCCCGAAUCUGGGGGGGAGGCCGGCGCCAGGGGCUAUUUUGGGCUCCAGGGCCGGGAGCGGACUUGGGGAGGGCCAUGUAAGCUCCCGAGGGUCUCCCGGAGGAGGCGGGGUUGCCCUGGGGUCCUAGCGCCGCCUGCUCCAUCACCUACUCCGGCCGGGUGUGGGCGACGAUUGGGCGCGGCCGCCCCGGCCCUAAGGGAAAAGAUGCCUCGGUUCGCUGGUGACUGCAUGCGCGGGAGGGGCGCGGGGUCACAGGCGGGGUGUGUGUGUGGGGGAGGUGACCUAAAGGCGAGAGAAAGCGCCCCCACGGCUCGUGACCUGAUUAGUGGUCAGGUGACCUGGACAGAUCACGUGAUUCCAAGCUCAUGUGAUAGCCAGUCUUUACCUGGAUCCCCAAGAGAGCAGCCUGACAGACCGGACGGAAGCUGAGAGCAAGAUGGGCCCGGCCGCGCUCUUGCUGCUGCUGCUGCCUCUGUUCGGGCCGCCCCCGGCCGAGGCAGCGCCCGAAAAGGACGAGAUCCUCCAUCUCCCGGGGCUGAUGAAGCAGCCAGCGUUUCGCCAGUAUUCCGGCUACUUGAACGUCGCAGGCGGCAAGCACUUGCAUUACUGGUUUGUGGAAUCCCAGAACCGUCCCCAGAGUAGUCCUGUGGUUCUGUGGCUCAACGGGGGCCCAGGAUGUAGCUCCCUAGAUGGACUCCUGACUGAGCAUGGCCCCUUCUUGAUCCAACCAGAUGGAAGUACCUUGGACUAUAACCCUUAUUCCUGGAACUUGAAUGCCAACGUGCUGUACCUUGAAUCCCCUGCUGGUGUGGGCUUCUCUUAUUCUGAUGAUAAGAACUAUGUGACCAACGACACUGAGGUUGCCCAAAACAACUAUGAAGCCCUCCAAGAAUUCUUCCGCCUGUUCCCAGAGUUCCACGACAAUCAACUGUUUCUUACUGGAGAGAGCUAUGCUGGCAUCUACAUCCCUACGCUGGCUAUGUUGGUCAUGCAGGAUCCCAGCAUGAAUCUGCAGGGCCUAGCUGUGGGCAACGGACUCUCUUGCUAUGAACAGAAUGAUAACUCUUUGGUCUACUUUGCGUAUUACCAUGGGCUGUUGGGCAACAGGCUAUGGUCCGCCCUUCAGACUCACUGCUGCUCCCAGGGGAGGUGCAAUUUCCAUGACAACCAGGACCCAACCUGUACUGUUAAUCUAUUGGAGGUGUCUCGUAUCGUAAGCAAUUCGGGGCUCAACAUCUACAACCUCUAUGCUCCCUGUGCUGGUGGGGUUCCCGGCCACAUCAGGCAUGAGAAGGAUACCUUGGUAAUACAGGAUAUGGGGAAUCUCUUCACCCGAUUGCCAAUCAAGCGGAUGUGGCACCAGCAGGCAAUGUUGAGAACUGCAGCAGGGGUACGGCUGGACCCACCUUGUACCAACACCACAGCGCCUUCCACCUAUCUAAACAACUUCUAUGUUCGAGAGGCCCUACACAUACCUAAAUCUGUCCCACGCUGGGACAUGUGCAACUUUGUGGUGAACAGUAACUAUCAGCGCCUCUAUCAGACCAUGAAUGAGCAAUACCUCAAACUUCUCAGUGCCCAGAAAUACCGCAUCCUGGUCUACAACGGGGAUGUAGACAUGGCAUGUAACUUCAUGGGAGAUGAGUGGUUUGUGGAUUCCUUGAACCAAAAGGUGGAGGUACAGCGUCGUCCAUGGCUAGUGUCUGAUGGUAAUGGGGAGCAAGUUGCUGGCUUUGUGAAGGAGUUUGCCAACAUCGCCUUCCUUACCAUCAAGGGAGCUGGCCACAUGGUGCCGACUGACAAGCCCCUGGCAGCUUUAACCAUGUUCACAAGAUUCUUGAACAAGGAACCCUACUAAGUCUCCUCUUCCCUGCCGUGGGAGACAGAGAAAAGCCAGUCAGCCAGCAGCCCCUGCUUCCUGCCUGGGGAUGAGGCCUGGCUGUGCUUGGCUGAAAUCUCAUUGACUGGCCAAAGGGAAUCCCCUUGGUUGGCCAGUAACAGGCCCAGGUCUAUAGGGGUUAGGACUCAAAUUGUACCCAAAUUUCCCACGUGGAAUUAAUCAAGGUUUUGAGUGGGGGGAUUAAUUCAAGCUGUUUGAGGGCAUGAGUUAACACUGGUUUAUUCCUUAGGGUAGACCUUUCUGGGGGGUGAGGGUACUAGGGUACCCUCUGCAUGCCAUCACUCACCAUGCACUGUUCCCUACCCAACAUGGAGCUUAGGACUAUGCAUAUGUCGCCUGUAGGUACUGGAGUAGGGGAGAGAGGGGAGAGAAGGGCAGGGCUUGACUGUGAUUAUAGGAAUAAAUGGUCCACAGCCCA
Trichosurus vulpecula (common brushtail) is the source of this 2395-nucleotide messenger RNA. RefSeq names its product cathepsin A (gene CTSA). The transcript has 15 exons. Lineage: Eukaryota; Metazoa; Chordata; Mammalia; Diprotodontia; Phalangeridae. Bases 514 to 1935 code for a protein of 473 amino acids. The record is from RefSeq and is a predicted model, not a curated record. Gene Ontology annotation, molecular function: serine-type carboxypeptidase activity. Gene Ontology annotation, biological process: proteolysis.